AUGGAGCAGCAGAGCUUGAGUACCUAUCCAGCAUCUGGGAAACAGUAUUUGGAGAAAAAGGAGUCUCCGCUGCGCAGAUACGAAAGCCUGAAACGGCCGGCUGGUUAUUCUAAGCCUGAGGAAAUCAUGGAUCUCUGGAGCCUGGCCAACGGACAAGCUGCCGAAUUAGCAGUCGGAGUAUAUUCUCUAGAGCUAAGCUGCGAUGAUUUAUCCCUCAACUCCGAGAUCAUUACCUUUUCUACAAGUACAUCUACUAUUUACGCAUUAGCAGCCGCAAAAUCUAGUCAGAUAUCAUCUACUAGAAUUCAUCCUCUCGAUACCCGUACACGGAUACCAGUAUGCUCUACCGUGCUCAAUCGUCCAAGUCGGCAAGAUCCCCUUAUUGCUUCCAUCUUUCCAAAAGCUGCUGGCUUGAUGGCGCUGGACCAGUCCUCCAACAUGGCUAUUGAAAAGGGUCUAGACCGACAAGCAAGUGCUCUAUUGCAAGCAGAGGCCAUUAAGAACGCCCAGGAAAAAGAAGCAAGCAUGCUUCUAUGGGAUUGUGAUAGUGGUAGAUUCUGUCUCCUGCAUCCGACUUUACUCGAUGACAUGGCGACCACAAUGCGUAUAGAAAUUACACCUUCGCCAACUGCUCCUCAGCAAAUUACAAUCUUUGCCCCUGAGACGAACACACCGCUCCUCGAGCUGGAAAUGAGUGCUCUUGCUCUGAAGAUUCAUGUGGAAACAAUAAAAUCACUCCCGAGCCUCUAUAUUCUGGACACCUUAGUGACGUCGAUGCUAACCCUCCUAUUACAUCUCCAUCGCCUGUGUGCUGAUCCUUCGAACCGACACUCUCCACAACAAGCCCAUCGGCCGGAAGACGACCCACUUUACUUUCCACCUCCACCACCCUCGUUACAUUCGACAGCCUCACGCCGCGACCUACGUCGUCAGCGCGCUGAUUCUCGACAUUCAGCUUUUCGCUCUGUUCGCUCAGUCAAGUCAUCCCGUUCACUGGCCUCAGGGUACGAAAAGGACAUCGAGCUUGGUGUUCUCGAUCCGGAAACAGCUCGGAUGAGCAAGGACGAGCUGAAGCUGCAGAAAAAGAAGGCGCCGAAAGGUGUCAUUGAUGUUGACGAUCCUGCAUUGCCGAAAGGCACACGAGCAGCGUUACGGUUUAUGUAUUGGGUUUUUGAAGUGGUGUAUUGGAUCCUUGGGGCAUUGGUGCAAUUUGUAGCGCUUGGAGUUGUUGCAAUGGGAAAAUUCGUUCAGAAAUUGUAA
Bacidia gigantensis is the source of this 1260-nucleotide messenger RNA. RefSeq lists its product as uncharacterized. NCBI's taxonomy places the organism in Eukaryota, Fungi, Ascomycota, Lecanoromycetes, Lecanorales, Ramalinaceae. Bases 1 to 1260 code for a protein of 419 amino acids. The record is from RefSeq and is a predicted model, not a curated record. The transcript has 2 exons.